Molecule: messenger RNA, 1445 nt
Organism: Aspergillus versicolor CBS 583.65
Lineage: Eukaryota; Fungi; Ascomycota; Eurotiomycetes; Eurotiales; Aspergillaceae
Product: glycerate kinase family protein
Exons: 1
Coding region: 98-1255 (385 amino acids)
Molecular function (GO): glycerate kinase activity
Source: RefSeq, a predicted model, not a curated record
CUAUCAACCACUUUCGUUCACAAUCAAUCAAUAUAUCCAUUCGCUCAUAAUACCAAUAAAUCCACCCACUCGCUUUUAUACAUUCCUAGUUGCCAUCAUGAAUAUCCUCGUCUGCCCCUCUGGCUUCAAAGGGAGCAUCAGCCCCGAGACAGCUGCCGACUGCAUUGAAGCAGGCAUCCUGCAAGCCAUGCCCUCAGCAAAAGUCCGCAAGGUGCCUCUCGCAGACGGUGGAGAGGGAUUCACCCAAGCCCUUGUCUCUGCGACGGGUGGAACAAUCCAUAACCACCGUGUCAUUGGCCCUCUGGGCACACCCAUAGACUCGUAUUAUGGGAUCCUAGGCACCACACCGCCCUUUGAAGCCAAGACGGCUGUGAUCGAGAUGGCUGCGGCUGCUGGGCUUAGCCUGAUCCCUAAGGCCUCUCGAAAUCCAUGCAUAACUACCACGUAUGGUGUUGGCCAGCUCAUUGCCGCUGCACUCGAUGAAGGCGUUGAUCGCAUUAUCAUUGGCUGCGGCGACUCAGGGACCAGCGACGGGGGUGCAGGGAUGCUGCAGGGUCUAGGAGCUAGACUCAUAGACCGUAAUGGGCAGGACCUCCCUCGGGCAGGCGGAGGCCAGUCUCUUAUCUCCCUUGCCGGGAUUGACUUCUCCAAGAUGCAUCCCGGCCUGAGCAAAGUCUCCAUCGAGGCCGUGUGUAACUGGAAGAACGUCCUUUGCGGUCCUGAAGGAGUGGCGCGUGUAUAUGGGCCUCAGAAGGGCGCAUCCCCUGCACAGACGGAAAUGCUUGCAGCUGCACUGGAAACAUAUGCUGUUGUCAUCCAUCGCACGCUCGGGAUCAAGAUAUCGGAUAUGCCAGGGAGCGGUGCUUCGGGCGGACUAGGGGCAGGUCUGCUCCUUAUCGAGGCAAAGCUGCGUCCGAGAUACGAUGCGUUGAUUGAGUACUUCCACCUGGAGGAUAUUUUCAACGACUCGGACCUGGUAUUCACGGCUGAAGGGAUGAUUGAUGACCAGACGCCCAGGGGGAAGAUCCCAGCAGAGGUGGCUCUGCGCACGCAGGAACGGGGGAUACCCCUUAUCGCGCUGGCUGGCACAGUCGGCUGCGGCUCACGGGUGAAUUAUGAAGCAGGAGUUGAUGCAUUUGCUUCUAUUCUGCAGCGACCGUUGUCGUUGGAAGAGGCGAUGGAGGAGACUGAGCAGUGGCUGGCAGAGGCAGCAGAGGGGGCGAUGCGGAUGGUGCUUAUAGGACGGCGUCUGUAAAUAGUUACGACAAUUAUGAGUUAUGAUGAUGAUUUCAAUUAUACUCCUAUUCCAUAAAUAACAGGGUGAUAGACAGAGAGUACUCGGUAGCCUCAUCUCGCGGAUAGGAGAAAUCUCGGACCCAGUUUGAUGACGAUGAUCGCUUCGGAGAAAUGUCGAUAUUAAGCCUUGCUGGACUUAUUUAUGGGCC